This is a messenger RNA of Ornithodoros turicata, 3467 nucleotides long. Its product is annotated as zinc finger protein 14-like. The transcript has 10 exons. Gene Ontology annotation, cellular component: nucleus. Gene Ontology annotation, biological process: regulation of transcription by RNA polymerase II. NCBI's taxonomy places the organism in Eukaryota, Metazoa, Arthropoda, Arachnida, Ixodida, Argasidae. Bases 84 to 2858 code for a protein of 924 amino acids. The record is from RefSeq and is a predicted model, not a curated record. Gene Ontology annotation, molecular function: RNA polymerase II cis-regulatory region sequence-specific DNA binding; DNA-binding transcription activator activity, RNA polymerase II-specific.
GCCACCCUUGUGUCGCGUACAGAGUGUGUCAGUUGUCGUGCCGUGCCCCAUGUAUGACGGCAGAACUCUGAUGGGUGAUAACCAUGACUAAGAACAUAGACAUCUCGACUACUACUUCAGAAGUCGAAGCUGACACUACAGACGCGGCAGCUGAAGUGCUGCAAGACCUUGCAGGCGGUCACAGAUGCCUCUCCUGCAAUUCGGAUUUCGAGAGUAAUGAUCAACUGGUGGAGCACAGCGUUGCCUGUCUGGAGACAUCUAAGACACCUCCUGUGGUAUCCGGUGCAACUGCUACUGAUAACGAGUCAUAUGUUGAAUUACUAUCUGGUUUUGGAAACAGUUGCAUUGUUUGCGGUGCUGCCUUCAAAUCCUGGACUCGACUCCGGAGGCACAUGACAUCACACGACCCGGUUCCCAAUGAUAUGAAGUGGUUCAGUCGCUGUCGCUUGGCGAACGGCACCAUACGGUGUCGUAUCUGCGGCAAGCUCCAGAGAAGCAUGCUCCGUCUUCGCUACCACUACUCCAGCCACGUGCACGCUCAGAUCUUCAGUUGUCCAAAGUGUCCGGGCACCUACAAGACAAGCCGAGAUGUCGUUAACCACUUCAGGAGAGCACACGUUCCGACAUAUAAAUGCAGUCAGUGCAACUUCGCGACUGCCUACUACAAAGUUUUCCGUAGCCACGAACUAAAACAUUCCGGGAUUACACCUAAAGAACGCUGUGAAGCUUGCUUCAAGUUCUUAGAAAAGAAUGUACUUUUACGUCACUAUUACCAACAUACGGGCGAAAAACCCUAUCCGUGCCAACAGUGCGACUCCGGCUUUGUGAUCGCCUCGAGGCUAAAGCGCCAUGUCCGAGAAGUACAUGGGAGCGAAAAACGUACGUCUGACCAUACGGGAUCCAAGAGACGUCGAGUACAGGCACACAGAGAUGCCGUUGGUGACGACGGUCUACCAGGAUUGAAUAAUCGAUGCGUCGUUUGUGGCGAGACAUUCGCCCUGUGGAAUUUACUGCGGGCGCACAUGGCAACACACGAUCCGGCUCCGCAGGAUUCGAGGCUGUUGGACGAGUGCCGCUUGGCGGACGGGACCAUCCAGUGCCUUGUCUGCGGCAAAUUUCAACCAGACAUGGCCCACCUCCGCGGCCAUUAUGCGUGUCACACAGAUGCUCGCAUCUUCACUUGUCCAAAGUGUCCACGUGCUCAGAAGACAAGCAACCAUUUCAUAGCGCACUACAGGAGGGCCCACACUGCGUUCAACCAGACUUAUAAAUGUAGUCAGUGCGACUUCACGACCAUCUACGUGGGAACUUUACGCAACCACGAAUCAAUACAUGCUGGUACAAACAAAGAACGGUGUGAAGCUUGCUUCAAAUUCAUCUCAAAGGAUAAGCUGUUAGUCCACUAUUACCGACAUACGGGUGAGAAACCACAUGCGUGCAUACAAUGCACCUCCGGCUUUGCCACCACCUCAGAGCUAACGCGCCAUAUCCGUCGCGUGCAUGGGAACGAGAAAAGUGCUUCUGGCCAUACGGGACUCAAGAGACGACGAGCACGGGCACGCAGCGAGGAUCUUACGGUCGACGGUCUACCUGGCUUGAAUAAUCAGUGCAUCGUCUGCGGCGAAAAAUUCCCCCUAUGGAAAUUACUGCGGAUGCACAUGAAAACACACGAUCCUGUUCCCCACGACUCCAGAUUGCUGACCGAUUGCCGCUUACCAGACGGGACCAUCCAGUGCCUUGUCUGUGGUAAAAUAAACGGAAGCAUGGCCGAUCUUCGUAUCCAUUAUGCGAGUCACACAAAUGAUCGCAUCUUCGAGUGUCCAAAGUGUCCGCUUGCCCUGAAGACAAGCUCCGUUUUCCUGACGCACUUCAAGACCGCCCACACUACGCUGGCACGGGUCUAUAAAUGUAACCAGUGCGACUUCAAGACUAUCUACGGCCGUCGUCAGUUACGUAUUCAUCAGUUAAAGCAUUCCCGAAUUCCCCAAACAGAGCGGUGUGAGGUCUGCUUCAAGCUCUUCGCAAAGCACACACUUGUACUUCACUAUUACCAGCAUACGGACGAAAAACCGCAUGCAUGCCAGCAGUGCAGUUCCCGCUUCGUCUUGGCCUCACAGCUGAAAAACCAUGUCACACAUGUGCAUGAGAGUAGGACACUUGCUUCUCACAAUGGGAAACCCAAAAGGCGUGCACCACAGGUACGUGCCGAGCUUCUUCCAAGCACCGGCCUUCCAGGCUUACAUAAUCGAUGUAUCGUCUGCGGCAAGACAUUCCUCCUGUGGCAUUUACUGCGGGCACACAUGAGAACACACGAUCCUGUACCCCAGGAUUUGAGAUGGUUCGACGAUUGCCGUUCGGCAAACGGUACCAUCCAAUGUCUCAUCUGCGGUAAAGUCCUAGGAAAAAUGGCCGCUCUCCGCCGCCAUUACCAUGUCCACACGAAUGUUCGUACUUUCAGCUGUCCAAACUGUCCAGGCACCUACAGGACAAGCGGAGAGUUCCUUACUCACUUCAGGAGGGCCCACAGCACGCUCGCUCGUAUCUAUAAAUGUGGCCAGUGCGACUUCAAGACUAUCUACAGCGGUACUUAUCAUGGGCACGUGCGAGAACAUGCUGGCAUUCCUCUAAGAGAACGGUGCGAAGUUUGCUUCAAAGUGUUUUUCAAGAACUCGAUGUUGCAUCACUAUCAUCGACAUACGGGCGAGAAACCGUAUGCGUGCCUACAGUGCAGCUGCCGCUACAUCUGCGUCUCACAGCUAAAACAUCACGUCAAACGCGUGCAUGAGGGAAAGAAACGCGCUGUUAAUCACACUGGGCGCAAUAAGGGACGACGAACCCAAGUGGGACACUCGAAGUAAAGCCCCCGCAUUAUUUCAUCGCGUCCAACUGCCGUGUAUAGGAAGUCACGUCGUGCCCGUCCGCUUGAGCAAGAAACGCAACGAAGAAACGCCAAGACUGCCAGGUGUGCGGAAAGGGGACACGCACUGAGAAGUUGCAGAGUCACCUAACACUCGACACAUGGACGAACCCGCGAAUACCGGCUGCGAGGGACACAUCUACAGCAUAUGAAGCUUCAUUUCUACCGAAAGAAUGCACGUCCGCGUGAGGAGUGGAGUGUACCACAGAGCAUCUUACGUUGUUCCAGCCGUAUGCACCACACACACACACGAAGGUAACACGUGGACGAGAAGCUGGCAAGUGUGCAGUGUGCGAGAGCGCGUUCAAAUGCGAGCACCAGAUAGAGGACCGCACACGAACACGCACAGGGCGGAACGACCCUUCGAGUGUGAGCUCCGUGGAGGAACGCUUGAUUAGAGAUAUUAACUUGACAAUGCACGUGCCAGACAAACAUACGUCAAACUGGACCUUAACGGCGUUGAUUCCACUGGUCAUCACUAAUGGUAGGAGUACAGAUUAUGUUAUUCCGGCAUGUGCAGAAGGAACGGUGUCUCACAAGGUCAAGGAGC